Molecule: messenger RNA, 1418 nt
Organism: Aspergillus nidulans FGSC A4
Lineage: Eukaryota; Fungi; Ascomycota; Eurotiomycetes; Eurotiales; Aspergillaceae
Product: translation initiation factor eIF2B subunit beta
Exons: 4
Coding region: 72-1373 (433 amino acids)
Biological process (GO): cytoplasmic translational initiation; regulation of translational initiation
Cellular component (GO): eukaryotic translation initiation factor 2B complex; cytosol
Molecular function (GO): translation initiation factor activity; guanyl-nucleotide exchange factor activity
Source: RefSeq, a predicted model, not a curated record
ACUCAAGAGUCCCGCUGACUGAUGUGCAAAAGGACCUUGUACACAAUAGCACCGGUAUCGCAAAAGACACUAUGCCGGCCACUUCUGCUCCUUUGACGCCAGGGUUAGCGUCGUUUCUCAAGUCUCUGAAGACCAAUCCCAUCGAUACUUCUAUUGAUAAUCUGAUCUCACUUCUCAAACGAAGACAGAUCCGACACUCUAGAUCAUGCGCAACUGCCACUGCUUACCUUUUGCGCAGCGUCAUAUCCGCGUGUAGGACGAGCGAUGCCUCAAAACUCAUCGAGCGCGUGCAGAGCGUGGGAAGACGGCUGAUAGCCGCACAGCCCAGGGAGAUGGUAGUCGGGAACAUUGUUCGGCGUGUGCUAGGGUUGAUCCGUGACGAGGCAGAGGAUGACAGAGACGGGGAUUUUACCUUGAGCGAUGCGGGUUCCGAAAGCCAACCGCAGACACCUCGUGCUGGAGAUGAACCGUCCGAGUUCCAUGGCUCCGACAGAGGUGCCUCAAAACCUAUAUCUUCGCUAGCCACCCAUCCCGUUUCUAUGUUCAGUCUGCUCUCUCAUCCAGAACCCGAAACGUCACUACCGGGUACGCCAGCAACCGGCUCACCAUCCGGACGCCUGCCCGGGCACACCCAGAAUAAGGAUAUCCGCGCCGAAGUCCUGGAUGGUAUCAACGAGAUCAUUGAUGAAUUGGGACAGGUGGAUGAUCAGAUUGCUGCCUAUGCGCUCGACCACAUUCACUCUAACGAAAUCAUCCUCACACAUACUUCGUCGACGACUGUACAGAAAUUCCUCCUCAAGGCCGCCGCGAAGCGGAAGUUCACCGUCAUCCAUGCUGAAUCAUACCCUAAUAACCAUGAAGCAACCCAUGCCACUGUCAGUGGUGCUGCCUCCAACGACGAUGAGAUCCUCAGCACCGAAUCGUUCCAAAAGCCCUUGAUCGCUCACGGCAUCACGGUGAUUCUCAUACCUGACUCCGCUGUUUUCGCCCUUAUGUCUCGUGUGAACAAGGUCAUCCUCGGUACACAUUCCGUCCUCGCCAACGGCGGUCUCGUUGCUGCAGCAGGCACCCGUGUCAUUGCCCGAGCAGCCAAGGUGCACCAAACGCCAUGUGUGGUUGUUAGCGGUGUAUACAAGCUCAGCCCGGUGUACCCUUUCGAUUUCGAAUCUUUAAUCGAGUACGGCGACUCAAGCAAAGUCAUUGACUACGAAGAUGGCGACCUGGUAGACCAGAUUGACGUGCAAAAUCCGUUAUAUGAUUAUGUUCCCGCGGAAUUAGUUGACCUUUAUAUCACGAACUUGGGCGGACACGCGCCGUCAUACUUAUACCGUAUCGUGUCUGACCACUACCGGAAGGAGGAUAUCAGCUUUUAGUAAAAUCACUAUAGGCUACGCUGAAAAUAAGGAUUAAAAGCGUUU